Messenger RNA from Telopea speciosissima, 1274 nucleotides. Its product is annotated as plasmodesmata-located protein 7-like. Bases 48 to 923 code for a protein of 291 amino acids. Gene Ontology annotation, cellular component: plasmodesma. The transcript is spliced from 3 exons. The record is from RefSeq and is a predicted model, not a curated record. Lineage: Eukaryota; Viridiplantae; Streptophyta; Magnoliopsida; Proteales; Proteaceae.
UCAUUCGACAAAGAAUUAGCAGAGAAAGCAAAGCAAAGCAGAGAGCCAUGUACAGAGCUUAUGGAUUUCCUCCUUUGUUCCUUCUCCUCACUCUCUUCCUCUCCCUCUCAUCUCUCCCAAACCCAUCAACUGCAGACACCAAUUCCUUCAUCUACGGUGGUUGUUCUCAGCUCACAUACUCUCCGGGCUCAGCUUACGAGUCCAACCUCAACUCGCUCCUCACCUCGCUUGUCAACUCAGCCACCUACUCUUCUUUCAACAAACUAACCUUCUCCGGCUCUACCCAACAAGACGUUGUUUACGGUCUCUACCAAUGCCAAGGCGAUCUCUCCAUGCCCGAUUGUUCCAACUGUAUUCAACGAGCAGUGAGUCAACUCGGUAUCCUCUGUCCGAGUUCUACGGGUGGCGCAGUACAGUUGCAAGGCUGCUUCAUCAAAUAUGAUAACACAUCUUUCUUGGGUGUGGAAGACAAGACGGUUGUCGUGAAGAAGUGUGGACCGCCGGUCAGUUAUGAAUCGGACCUGAUAAGCCAGAGGGAUGCGGUGUUGAACGGUCUGGCCAGUGGUGGUGGGUUAUACCGGGUCGGUGGGUCUGGGGAAGUACAAGGUGUAGCUCAGUGUGUGGGUGACCUGAGUGCCAACGAAUGUCAGGAUUGCUUGUCGUCUGCGAUCGGACGGCUGCGGAGCGAGUGUGGUGCAGCGGCGUACGGUGAUAUGUUCUUGGGUAAGUGUUAUGUGAGGUAUUCCACCGGUGGAGAUCAUUCCCAUGGGAGCAACGGUUCUUCUUCUUCUUCUUCUCAACAAAAUCAGACUUCAAAGACUCUCGCGAUUAUUAUUGGAAUGUUGGCUUUGGUUGCUCUGAUCAUAAUUUUUGUUUCUUUCAUAAGCAGAGCCAUUGAAAGGAGAAAUAGUGGAGGUAAAUAAUAAUUAAGUGGAAGCUCCUGUAACUUGGCUUUCGGUGGCUCUUUUGAUUCACUUUUCUUCCAUGCUUUUCUACAUUUCUUUCUGUUGAUCUUUUUGGAGUUUCUUUUGUGUUUCCUUUCAAAGGGAGACUGAUAAAGAGAAGAAGAAAGGAAGGAUGAGUGGAAGCAGUUACCUUGGUACAAGUGACAAAAGUUUAGAAAGUUGUGAGGAGAAAGGAGAAGCCUAAGAUUCCACAUUCUCCCCACCCCCCACUUAACAAAGUUGUCCUAAAACUGUGUAGAAAGCAAAAAUGCAAAUUCUUUUGUGAAAGUGCAGAUGAUAUAUAAUGUGGAAUGUCUGUUUUAGUUAGGU